GGCGGAUAGAAGAGCUCCGCUUAGCCGCUGACAGACGCUCCACUGCCGGCCACAGACUCUACCGCGCCGCCUACGUGUGAUUGGCCAUGACGAUUGGAGCAGGACCAGAACCGGACGUCCAUAAAGCACACACUAAAGCGUCUGACCCGCCAAAGACUGAACACACACCGGACGCACACAGAAAGGGUCAGCAUCAGCGUGAAGAAGACUACCUUUCCCAGAAGUCUCUGAGCAGCAGGCUUUCGUGGUCAGCGUUGGGCCGCAAUUACAGACUGAUGAUCAUGGAGUGUAAAAUCACACUGCUGGACGGCACCGACUACACCUGCACUGUGGAGAAGCGGGCGAGGAGUCAGGUGUUGUUUGAUAAGGUCUGCGAUCACCUCAAUCUGCUGGAGAAGGAAUAUUUCGGCAUCACCUACAGCGACACUGAGAGCCUCCAGAACUGGCUGGACGCCUCCAAAGAGAUCAAGAAGCAGAUCAGCACUUCUCCCUGGAGCUUCGCCUUCAACGUGAAGUUUUAUCCUCCAGAUCCAGCGCAGCUCUCGGAGGACAUCACCAGGUAUUUCCUGUGCCUCCAGCUGCGGGAUGAUGUGGUGUCUGGCCGUCUGCCGUGCUCGUUCUCCACUCACGCGGUGCUGGGCUCCUACACGCUGCAGUCUGAGCUGGGCGACUGCGACUCGGAGCUGCAGAACUCCAGUGCGCUCUCAGACCUGCGCUUCGCUCCAAACCAGAGCAAAGAGCUGCAGGACAAAGUGCUGGAGCUGCACCGCGCAUACAGAGGAAUGACUCCUGCUGAAGCCGACAUGUUGUUUUUGGAAAACGCAAAGAAACUCUCCAUGUAUGGAGUCGACCUGCACCGCGCCAAGCUGCUCACGCGUCUGGAGUGGUUAGCGGUCCUGCAGGAGGAGGAUUCAGAGGGUGUGGAGAUCAUGCUGGGCGUCUGCUCCAGCGGCCUCCUCGUCUACAGAGAUAAACUGCGCAUCAAUCGCUUCGCCUGGCCAAAAAUACUCAAGAUCUCCUACAAGAGGAACAACUUCUACAUCAAGGUCCGGCCGGGAGAGCUGGAGCAGUUUGAGAGCACCAUCGGAUUUAAGCUCCCGAACCACAAAGCAGCAAAGAGACUGUGGAAAGUGUGUGUGGAGCAUCACACCUUCUUCAGGCUGGUUUCUCCUGAGGCUCCGCCCAAACGCUUCCUGACUCUGGGCUCAAAGUUCCGCUACAGCGGCCGAACGCAGGCGCAGUCACGGAGAGCCAGUUCACAGAUCGCCCGCGCCGCCCCGCACUUCCAGAGGACCACCAGCAGACGGCACACUGUCACCGCCAGCAUGGACAACAAGUGUGUGUACUCGUCAGAUGCUCUAGUGUCGGAUCUGUCUCUGCCGUCGUCGCCCGUGUCCUCCACUAGAGUGCGCUGCAGGCGGCGUGUGUGUGUGCGUCAGCGCGCCGCCUCCGUCAGUCCGGCUAAGAGCGGCGCGGGCGAGCGGCGGCGGCGGGCACAGGAGGAGCGGCGGGCGGCGCUGCUGGAGGAGCGGGCGCUGCUGCUGUCGGCGCGGAAACAGAGGCUGAGUCGCCGGCGCGGGACGCUCUUCUCCUUCUCGCUGCAUCUUCCAGACGUCUCGGCGUUACUGGACGAUGACGGAUACCUCAGUUUCCCGGAUCUGACGGAGCUGCGCUUCCUGCCGCAGAGUCUGCAGCGCUGCGUGCCCGUGCGCUCGCCCUCGCUCAUCCCCUGCUUCCUGUUCAUCUUCUUCUUCCUGCUGUCCACCUCCUUCUCGGUGCCGUACGCGCUCACGCUCUCCUUCCCGCUGGCGCUCUGUCUGUGCUACCUGGAGCCGCGCGCCGCCAAGCUGAGCUCCGAGCUGACGCAGAGCUUACAGGACAGCUCAGAGGAUGAGGAGACGGACAGCGAUCAGACGGAUUUGGCCGGUGAUGACGACGACACAUCGCUGACGGAGUCUGACUUUGAGGACGACGCUCACACGAGGACACAGGAGUCUGAGGAGGUUAAAGCUGAUGCUGAAGACGCUCCAGUAAAGACAGAACACCUGACGGAUGGCCUUCAGUUCGAGGCUGAUGCCAAUGGAGACUCUAAUCCAGGUGUGUUCAUGAGUGCUCAGACCAUCACAUCUGAGAAGAACAGCACCACCACCACCACACACAUCACUAAGACGGUGAAGGACGGGAUUUCAGAGACUCGCAUCGAAAAACGGAUCGUCAUCAGUGGAGAUGCAGACAUCGAUCAUGACCAGGCUCUGGCUCAGGCCAUUAAAGAGGCCAAAGAGCAGCACCCAGACAUGUCCGUCACUAAAGUAGUGGUUCAUAAAGAGACUGAGAUCUCGGCGACUGAGGCUCAGGACCUCUGACCUCUGCUGUCC
This is a messenger RNA of Danio rerio (zebrafish), 2375 nucleotides long. It is a transcript of the gene epb41l3b, whose product is annotated as erythrocyte membrane protein band 4.1-like 3b. Gene Ontology annotation, biological process: cortical actin cytoskeleton organization; developmental process. NCBI's taxonomy places the organism in Eukaryota, Metazoa, Chordata, Actinopteri, Cypriniformes, Danionidae. Gene Ontology annotation, cellular component: cytoskeleton. The record is from RefSeq and is marked validated. Gene Ontology annotation, molecular function: cytoskeletal protein binding; actin binding; structural molecule activity.